AGACCCCCGUCCCGGAGCGACGAUGCUCCCGCACAGCGAGGCGGCUGCGGCGGCUGCUUUGGCCUUCCUAGUCCUCCUCUCGGCGGUGGCGGAGGCCCAGUACGAGAAGUACAGCUUCAAGAGUUUCCCCGCCAAGGACGUGAUGCCGCUGGACUCUGCUUACAACUACGCGCUGGAGCAGUACGCGGCGCACAACUGGGCCGAGAGCGUCAAGUACCUGGAGCUCAGCUUGAGGCUCCACCGGCUGCUGCGGGACAGCGAGACGUUCUGCGGUCGCAACUGUAGCGCCGUGAGCCGGGGGAAGGACGACGGGGAGCCGGUGGCGGAGAAGGAGAAGGAGGAGGACGGCAGCCUGCGCGUCGUGCGCCACAUCCUGCUGAGGGCGGCUUGCUUGAAAAAGUGCAAGGCGAACUUUCCGGUGUUUAAACUCGCACACCCCCGCAGGGAUUUACUGGAGAGCUUCGAUAAAAGGGCCCCUUAUCGAUACAUUCAAUAUGCGUACUACCAGCUCAACAACUUGGAGAAGGCGGUGUCGGCGGCCCACACCUUCCUCAAGAAGAACCCCAAAGAUGGCCCCCUGACCAAAAACAUGAAGUACUACAAAACGCUGAUGGACGUGGACGAAUAUCUGAUCGACCACGAGGAGCAGCCCUACGAGAGCGUGUUUGUGAAGAGCGUGUUGCUCUACAACAACGGAGACUUCAGCGGCGCCGCUCGCCACAUGGAGCAGGCCGUCGCCUCCUACCAGGACGUCUACGCGCUCUGUCUGGACGGAUGCGACGGCUCCUACGAGAUUUUGGAAUUCAAGGAUUUCUAUCCCACCUUGGCAGAUUUGUACCUGGAGGCCCUAAAAUGCAAGGUGGGCUGCGAGGAGCGUCUGACCCCCAGCGUGGGCGGCUUCUUCGUGGAGAAGUUUGUGGCCACCAUGUACCACUACCUCCAGUUCUCCUAUUACAAACUCAACGACGUAAAGAGCGCCGCCCCGUGCGCCGCCAGCUAUAUGCUCUUUGACCCCGACGACCAGGUGAUGCGGCAGAACGUGGACUACUACGGCUUCUACCGGGAACAGUGGGGCCUCCAGGAGAAGGACUUCCAGCCUCGGCCUGAGGCCCUGAGGUAUUUCAAGCAGACCACCAAGCAGAAGGAGAUGCUGCAGUUUGCACUCAACUAUCUCCAAACGGACGACGAGGGCGAGGUGAGUCCCGAGCACGCCGCCGCCUCCCGAGCACAGCAUCCCGACGCAGAGUUUGAGGGGGUGGGCGACUACGAGGAGUCCCUCCUGUCCGAGUGGUGGCAGGAGCCCAAAAGCAAGUGGGACACGGGGGAGGUGGAGGAAUGACCUUUAACCCCACACACAUGCUGGAGCCUGAAGAAGAAGAAGAAGAAGAAGGAGGAACUCAUCAUGUUGAUCAGGAUGACAGGUCGACAUGUUUUUCUCUUUGGCUGCCAUCAGCCUUUCAACUCUUAUUUCUCUUAUUUAGUCUUCCUGUGCAGUCGCUGCCUCAUUUCCUAUCACAAUGCAAGGAAAAUAUCAAAUAUGAUUGUUUUCUAUUGUACAUCAACAGUAUUGUUCAUAUUGACUCUGGAUUAUUUAUUAUUGUUUUUUAUUUCUGGAAGAAGGAAAAAAAAAGACCUUACAUCGUCUCCAUUGUGCUCUUCUUUGCAUUUUUUUCUUAAUUAAAAAAAAAAAGAAGUAUUAAGAGUCAAUUAUAACACUACC
This is a messenger RNA of Doryrhamphus excisus (bluestripe pipefish), 1720 nucleotides long. It is a transcript of the gene p3h4, whose product is annotated as prolyl 3-hydroxylase family member 4 (inactive). The record is from RefSeq and is a predicted model, not a curated record. Gene Ontology annotation, cellular component: endoplasmic reticulum. NCBI's taxonomy places the organism in Eukaryota, Metazoa, Chordata, Actinopteri, Syngnathiformes, Syngnathidae. Gene Ontology annotation, biological process: peptidyl-lysine hydroxylation; collagen fibril organization. Gene Ontology annotation, molecular function: protein binding; collagen binding.